Molecule: messenger RNA, 2380 nt
Organism: Apis florea (little honeybee)
Lineage: Eukaryota; Metazoa; Arthropoda; Insecta; Hymenoptera; Apidae
Product: putative G protein-coupled receptor B0563.6
Biological process (GO): G protein-coupled receptor signaling pathway
Cellular component (GO): membrane
Molecular function (GO): G protein-coupled receptor activity
Source: RefSeq, a predicted model, not a curated record
AUAAUUCAUUAAAUUUUUGUAAAUUUUCAUUAAAACUAUAUUUUUCUGUUCGAAUAUUUUCAACAGCUAUUAUAUGUCUAACUGUUGGCUGAGCAUAUAAUUGAACCGUUAACAUUGUUGACACGGAGAAUACGAAACACCGGAAGUCGAGGGAAUACUCGCUCUAAGGUAGUUCUCGCCCACUGGUCUUUAUAAACUUUGAACACGAGGAGCAUAGUCAAACUGGAAUAUCAUCAACAAAUUUCCAAGAUUCGAGAAUGAAAGAUUCAUAUUAUUUAUAGCAAAUCAAAAAAAAUAUAUAUAUAUAUAUAUAAUUGCUCGCACGAAGAAAAAGAAGCUAAAGGACCAAAGUUCAGAAGAUUUCAAUUAAUUAAGAGAGUGAGCACGAGAGAAUUCGGCGGAGGAUAGAAAAUGGCGGCGUACAAGUUAUCCGGAAGGGCUCGUUCAGAUUCCUCGGUGAAAUAGGGACGAACGGAUUAUCGUAUCGUAUCGAUAAGCCUCGACGGAUCAAUCAACCACGAGACGUGUCUUGACUGUUCCAGUGUCCAAGAAAUGAACACCGGUUCAUCGUUACAUACACUUGUUGCAUCGCAAACUGCUUCCCUCGUCGAUCGAUCGAAAGAAAGAUCAAAUGGCGAAGAACAAGCGAUGCUCGAAGUUUCGAUCCACGGAAUGUAAGAUGAAAUGAACGAUUUAAUCAAACGAUUUGGGGCAAGAGAGAGGAAAAGAGGGGGAGAGAGAGAGAGCAAGAUGAUCGACGGAGUGAAUGUGACAGAGACACGAAUAUGCCGUUUACAGGAAGAUCUCGAAAUGUUGGAGGAUCCUCGAAUACCGCCGUUGAAACGAAUCAGCUACGGCAUUGUUCUGCCUACCAUCUGUUGCUUUGGCAUCGUUGGAAAUAUUUUAAAUCUGAUAGUCCUCACCAGGCGCAACAUGCGAGGAACAGCUUACAUCUACAUGAGAGGUUACUCGGCGGCAGCGUUGCUCGCGCUUCUUUUCUGCAUCCCUUUUGACAUGAGGGUUCUUAUCCAUAAAGAGACAGGCAGAUGGAGCAGUUGGAUACAAGCUUUCUAUCACACUCACCUCGAGCUCUUCUUGGGGAACGGUUGUUUGGGAGUUGGAGUUAUGAUGCUGCUAGCUUUGACAGUGGAACGUUACGUUAGCGUUUGCCGGCCUGGCCGGCACACUCGUCCACUCUGUGGCCCCCCGCAUUUAACCGUGGCUCUUAUUCCCCUCGCCACGUUCCUAGUUUACCUGCCGAAUGUGUUCCGGGAAGAAGUGGCGACUUGCCUCCUGGCGCUUGAUGGACCUGUUAUUUAUCAGAAGAGGGAGAAUCACUUCUAUCUCGACUCGUUGUUUUAUCAAGUGUACAAAGUGGUAUUGGAAAUCGUUUUCAAAGUAGCGCCGACGAUACUGUUGGCUGGUUUCAAUCUUCGAAUAAUGGUGGUCUAUCGGCGAUCCUGCGAGCGUCGUCGACGUAUGACACUGUCCAGGACGACGAGCAACGAUGAAGAUUCGAGAACGUUCGCGGAGGAAAGAAGGCUCGUGCUUCUUUUAGGGAGUACCAGCAUCUUGUUCCUCGUCUGCGUCAGCCCUAUGGUAAUUCUUAAUGUUACGUUGAGGGAAAGCAAUCUCAGCCAUUACCCUUACCAGGUGUUUCGCGCCCUGGCCAAUCUGUUAGAGGUAACGAAUUAUUCGAUCACAUUCUACAUCUACUGCCUGUUCUCGGAAGAUUUCCGAAACACCUUGAUCCGCACUCUGCAGUGGCCUUGGGGCAAGAGCAAUCAGGGAGGAAGAGGACUUCCGAUGAAGCGUUCCUCCGUGGCCAGGCCGACAACCACCAUUACCACCACCACCACCACCACACCACCGACCACCGCCGUUGCGACUCCUGGUCAUUUAGCGCGCGCCAGCGUUUAAGUCCAUUUUCCCCCUCCAACCGAGAUCCUACGAAAAUCCCCGAACAUAACCGAAUUCGACCGAUCGUAAAAUUCGAACGCGGUACAAGUAAUGCGUACCAAUCUUCUAAAUCGUAUCUCUGCUUUUAUGUGGUGACGAAUGUGGUGCCCUCUGGAGCACUGUGUAUAUAUAUUAUUAAAUAGCGAAACGAAAUGUAAAAAGAAGGAAUUAAGUCGAUUAAAUUAAAUUAUAAUUUAAUUGCACAUUUGCCGAGGGAAAAAAAAAAAGACUGAUGCGUAACUUUUAUCGAUUGUGUACAAUAAUUGAUCACAUUGUAAAAUACGGUUCAUUAUGAUCUCCUUUUAGUCGAUCUUUUGUUUUAGGUAGGUUAAGCUAAGUUGAAUUAGGUUUAGGAUUUUCCUAAAUCGUACUGUUAGCAACGAAGAUGAUGGUUUCAUAAAAUUUGAAUUGGAUUGUACAC